Oryzias melastigma (Indian medaka) is the source of this 1921-nucleotide messenger RNA. It is a transcript of the gene slc7a6, whose product is annotated as solute carrier family 7 member 6. Gene Ontology annotation, molecular function: L-amino acid transmembrane transporter activity. The record is from RefSeq and is a predicted model, not a curated record. The transcript has 10 exons. The coding region runs from base 320 to 1807 and encodes 495 amino acids. Gene Ontology annotation, biological process: amino acid transmembrane transport. NCBI's taxonomy places the organism in Eukaryota, Metazoa, Chordata, Actinopteri, Beloniformes, Adrianichthyidae. Gene Ontology annotation, cellular component: membrane.
UUAAUGAAUUUCCUUUUUAAUUAUAUUAAAUUGUAUUAAAUAAAGUGUCGCAGAGCUGGACCGCACGUUCCCAAACGCGCGCGCGCUGAGCGCAUAAAGAUCAAGCGGCGUCGCGCCGCCUUUCUUCCGCGCGCAGCUGCGGUAAACAACCGCUGCAGUCCCGGUCGACUGGAGCCGCAGGAGGGCGGUCGGACCAGCGCAGGUGAGCCGGAUAAACACAAAUAACACCGGAUUCACGCAUUCACGCAGCACCGCAGAUUCCUGCAGAACCAGAAGGACGGAGGAGUCUCUGCUGGCUCAGCCCUGAACGGACAACGCCAUGGCCAAUCAGGAAGAACCUGAGAAGGUGAACGGCAGUAGCAGCCUCUCGUCCGGUCCUCAGGAGUCUCCCAAAGAGACCAUGCAGCUCAAAAAGGAAAUCUCUCUGCUCAACGGCGUCAGCCUGAUCGUAGGAAACAUGAUCGGCUCCGGGAUCUUCGUCUCCCCCAAGGGUGUUCUCAUCUACAGCACCUCCUAUGGGCUGUCCCUCGUCAUCUGGGCCAUCGGGGGUCUGUUCUCGGUGGUAGGAGCUCUGUGCUAUGCUGAGCUCGGCACUACCAUCACCAAAUCUGGAGCUUCCUAUGCCUACAUCCUGGAGUCGUUCGGCGGCUUCAUCGCCUUCAUCCGUCUGUGGACGUCGUUGUUGAUCAUUGAGCCUACGAGCCAGGCGGUCAUAGCCAUUACCUUUGCAAACUACCUGGUGCAGCCGCUCUUCCCGACAUGCGAGCCUCCUUAUGUAGCGGCGAGGCUCCUCGCUGCAGCCUGUCUGUGUUUACUGACCUUCAUCAACUCUGCUUAUGUGAGGUGGGGCACCCGUGUGCAGGACAUCUUUACCUACGCCAAGGUGGCAGCGCUCAUCGUCAUCAUCGUCACGGGGAUUGUUAAACUGUGUCAGGGUUAUACCAACAACUUUGAGUCAGCCUUUCAGGGCUCGUCCACAGACCCCGGGGGCAUCGCUCUGGCUCUGUACUCGGCCCUCUUUUCUUACUCCGGCUGGGACACCUUGAACUUUGUAACGGAGGAGAUCAAAAACCCUGAGAGGAACCUCCCUCUGGCCAUUGCCAUCUCCAUGCCAAUCGUCACCACCAUCUACAUCCUCACGAACGUCGCCUACUAUGCUGUUCUGGAUGUUGGAGCGAUCCUGGCCAGUGACGCUGUCGCAGUGACUUUUGCAGACCACACUCUGGGUCUCAUGAGCUGGAUUAUCCCCAUCGCCGUGGCUCUGUCCUGCUACGGAGGCCUCAACGCCUCCAUCAUCGCAGCGUCCAGGUUGUUCUUCGUGGGUUCUCGAGAAGGUCACCUUCCAGAUGCUCUGUCCAUGAUCCACAUAGAGAGAUUCACACCCAUCCCUGCUCUCAUCUUCAAUUGCAUCAUGUCACUGAUCUACCUGACCGUGGAGGACGUCUUCCAGCUCAUCAACUACUACAGCUUCAGCUACUGGUUCUUCAUGGGCUUGUCUGUCGCCGGGCAGAUCUACCUCCGCUGGAAGCAGCCCGACAGACCCAGACCUCUCAAGCUGACGCUGGUGUACCCGGUGAUCUUCUGCUUGUGUGCCGUUUUCCUGGUGGCAGUUCCGCUCUACAGCGACACCAUCAACUCUCUGAUUGGCAUCGCCAUCGCUCUGUCGGGCGUUCCGGUCUACUUCCUGGGUGUUUACCUACCGGAGUCCAAGAGGCCACCAGUCAUAACGAAGCUGCUGCGAUCUCUGACCUACUUCACCCAGUACACCUGCUUCUGUGUGCUGACAGAGAUGGAUAAAAGUGAAUGACGUUCCUUCAAGUGAGAACCUGCUCUUCUUUAGCACUUUCAGUCUGUUUACGUGAGAUGAUGAAACUAUUAUGCAACAGAUGAAUUAUUUAUCACCUCGUGUAAUGUCUUCCGU